Chaetomium globosum CBS 148.51 is the source of this 414-nucleotide messenger RNA. RefSeq lists its product as uncharacterized. The transcript has 2 exons. The coding region runs from base 1 to 414 and encodes 137 amino acids. NCBI's taxonomy places the organism in Eukaryota, Fungi, Ascomycota, Sordariomycetes, Sordariales, Chaetomiaceae. The record is from RefSeq and is a predicted model, not a curated record.
AUGCUCCCCGUCUCCGUGCACCGCCUGGGGCAUGCAUGGGCUGGUUUGGUGGGAAAGGUUUGCGGGUCGAGUCCCACCACCCCUGUCAUGCAUGUGGGCCGCAGAGGGCCGAUCUUGAGAGGAAUGGGCAAGGAAAUGCAUGCUAAAAAGCAGAUCGUCCUGGUGCUUCUCUUUCUCUCUCCGGCUCUGCACCUCGGAUGGGUAAACUCACGGGCCCAGAACGGGGUUGUGUCCCCAGCCCGUGCCCGCCCCAGAGACGCCUCACUACCAGAUACAGAGACUCGGGGACCUGUAAUUUCUUGCUUGCAAAGGAAUGGGGACGAGAAGCGGUUCUUGCACGAGAGGACGCUCCUGGGGCCGGCGAGGCCGGUCCCAAUCCCACCAGCGGCGCCACACGAAACCGGUGUUGAGUAA